Messenger RNA from Dromiciops gliroides (monito del monte), 414 nucleotides. RefSeq names its product cytosolic acyl coenzyme A thioester hydrolase-like. Lineage: Eukaryota; Metazoa; Chordata; Mammalia; Microbiotheria; Microbiotheriidae. The record is from RefSeq and is a predicted model, not a curated record. The annotation marks the transcript as partial. Gene Ontology annotation, cellular component: extracellular exosome; cytosol; nucleoplasm. Gene Ontology annotation, biological process: palmitic acid biosynthetic process; acyl-CoA metabolic process. Gene Ontology annotation, molecular function: long-chain fatty acyl-CoA binding. The transcript has a single exon.
CACAGGGGUGUCACCAUGAACCUAAUGGAUGAAGUAGCUGGGAUUGUGAAUGCCCCCCUCUGCAAGAACAAUAUUGUCACAGCUUCAGUGGAUGCCAUCAACUUUCACGACGAGAUCAGGAAAGGUCGUGUAAUCACCAUUUCUGGAUGCAUGACCUUCACAAACAAUAAGUCAGUUGAGAUGGAAGUCUUGGUGGAUGCCGAUCCUGUUGUGUUGCAUUCCCAAGAGAGAUGCCAUGCUGGCAGUACCUUUGUUAACUGUGUGUCACUGAGCAAAGAGGGGAAGACACUCCCUGUGCCUCAACUGCUGGUAGAGACUGAGGAGGAGAAGUGGUGUUUUGAAGAGGGCAAAGGUGGAUAUCUACAGAUGAAAGCCAAGCAACAGGCCCAAAUAGAUGCCAACUCUCAGAAGUGA